AUGCGCGCGCCCUCCCGUGUGGUCGGCCUCGGGUGCCUCGCGCGCGUCAUCGAAAAUUGGCUUCGGUCCGUUGAUUGGAUUCCUCAAUGUCUUGGAGUCCAAUUCUCUGCUAGCCAUGGAGGAUCAUUGACUGGCACCACAGGAUAUCUUCAUGAAGGGGCAUUUGCAUUAUCUGUUAGUAAUACUACUACAAAAGAACAGACUACAAAAGGAACAUCUGAAGGCACAAUUUUCAGAAAAGGAUUUUCCAGUAUUGAUGAAAGGUCUUCCUAUCUUUUACAUGGCUUCAGGCUGGUACGAAGAUUGGCAUUCAGUGUGCGAGAUCAGUGGAUUCUGUUUUCAAAUGAAGUGCAUGCCAAACUAACCAGGAUCUUACAUCGUUUCUGGACAACACUACAGGGAUCUUGUGAAGAUAUAGGAUGGUUGCAAAGAACUCGGGCAUCACUUUGUUCGGUUGAUGGGACAGGCCUUUUUAGCAACCACAGUCCACUUUACUUCACCAAUACGAAACGGUUCUUUUCAAAAAUGGGAUUGGCUUGCCAUAUUGCAAAAAUUCAUAGCGAGGCAUCAGUGGAGAAUAACGCGUGGGAACUGAAACGAUACAUUGAGGAGCUCUACUGGGGAUCUGGUAAGCAGGUUCUGCUCCUUGGCCAUAGCAAAGGUGGAGUUGAUGCAGCUGCAGCUCUUUCGUUGUACUGGUCUGAGCUCAAGGGUAAGGUUGCUGGCCUGGCGUUGGUUCAGAGCCCAUAUGGUGGCACUCCAGUCGCCUCCGAUAUCCUUCAAGAAGGCCAGAUUGCUGAUAAGGAGACAAGGAGGAUCAUGGAGCUCAUCGUAUGCAAACUAAUAAAGGGUGACAUCAGGGCCUUGGAGGACCUCACAUAUGCUAAGAGAAAGGACUUCAUCUCCAAGCACAAACUCCCCAUCGAUGAGCUGCCGAUCAUCUCCUUCCACACCGAAGCCAGCACCGCGCCCACAGUGCUCGCGUCACUGACCCGUGUCGCCCAAGCGGAGCUCCUCCCAUGGCUUCCCCUGCCACGGUUCUUCCUAUCUACAUCCGACUUUGUCGAGUCAAUGCUCGCCUCUCUGAAGGUCCCCGUGGUCGCGCCUGUGUCGGCAGCCAUGGCGGUCACAGCCCUCCACCUGCGUCUGCGCUAUGGGGAGAGGAGUGACGGGCUGGUGACACGGCGCGACGCCGAGGUACCUGGGUCAGUGGUGUUGAGGCCCGAGAGAAGGCUGGACCAUGCGUGGAUGGUUUACUCCACGCUGAAGAUGGGCAGCGCUGAGGCCGAUGCAAGUGAGAUGUGCGAGGCUCUGCUGGCCAUGCUCGUUGAGAUUGGCAAGAAGAAAUUUCGCUGA
Molecule: messenger RNA, 1356 nt
Organism: Miscanthus lutarioriparius
Lineage: Eukaryota; Viridiplantae; Streptophyta; Magnoliopsida; Poales; Poaceae
Source: the annotation of a GenBank genome assembly